Messenger RNA from Talpa occidentalis (Iberian mole), 2980 nucleotides. RefSeq names its product chromosome unknown C6orf62 homolog (gene CUNH6orf62). The record is from RefSeq and is a predicted model, not a curated record. The transcript is spliced from 5 exons. The coding region runs from base 1031 to 1720 and encodes 229 amino acids. NCBI's taxonomy places the organism in Eukaryota, Metazoa, Chordata, Mammalia, Eulipotyphla, Talpidae.
AUGUAGGGCUCCUUGCCGGGCUGGGGGUGCUGGGAUCCCGGGCGUCGAUCAGGUCUGACCCCGCCGCCGGAGUCAUUGCCGUCUUCUAGACACCCCCCCCCCACCUGCCCUCGGCCAUCAUGGUUCUCCUUGGCCGCCGCGCUAGCAGCCGCCUGAGGGUGAAAAUGUGGGUGAUGGGGAAGUUGGUAAUGACUCCGCUGUUUUUUCUCAUGGCUCCUUUGGGCAACAGCUGCCCGCCCCCGGUAUACACUGUAGUUGAUUGCAGGGAAACCCUGGACCUCUCCCCUUCCUUCUCGGCCGAUUUUGCACUUUCCUCUUUGCUCACCACCACGUGUAAUCAAUAACAAGCACUGACGAUACAUAGCAAUAGUGAAAUCUGAAAUAACUAAGAAUUAAUUAGGUACUGCAGCCAUGGGUCUGGCUGGGUAAAAUCCAAUUGAAUAUUUCAGUUUCAUUCACCUACCCUGUUUUUGGUGUAUUUUUGGUUUUUUUGGGGAGGGGGGGGUUUGGUGGUUAUUUUUUCCUUUUGAUAUUUGGUCAACAAGGAUCACCCCUCCCCCGCCCUCUUCCUUUUCGUAAUCCAGUCUCCAAAAAGAGGGGGGGAAAUCCGGAUGGAUUUUGAGGAUUGGACUGGUGUCAGCUGUGUUUUAUUGCACACCUAAAUCCUGAUAAUAGGCUUUUCGUUUUCCCUCAGAGCCUUUAUUUUGGCAGUUAAACCAGAUGUGUUCUCCAAAAAGUUAGUUCAAGUAUUUUCUCCUCUUCCUUUCCUUCUCUUCCUCUUCCCCAUCCACCCCCAAACGUUAUUGUCCAAACAUGACUGGACAGCAGCUUUUGUUUCUUGACCCUGUAAUAUGACAGUCUGCUAAUAUUGCCAGAAGGUGGUUUUUGGGUUACAGUCGUGAUUUUAGCUAUUCAAUCAUAUUAGCAGGAAAAAAAAAAUGACUUGUUUCUGUUGUACUUGAGUCUUAAGAAAAAGUGCCCAUAGUUUAGUGACAAUUUCCAAAGGCUUUAGUACCACCUGUAUUUCAAAAUGGGGGACCCAAACUCCCGGAAGAAGCAAGCUCUGAACAGACUACGUGCUCAGCUUAGAAAGAAAAAAGAAUCUCUAGCUGACCAGUUUGACUUCAAGAUGUAUAUUGCCUUUGUAUUCAAGGAGAAGAAGAAAAAAUCAGCACUUUUUGAAGUGUCUGAGGUUAUACCAGUCAUGACAAAUAAUUAUGAAGAAAAUAUCCUGAAAGGUGUGCGAGAUUCCAGCUAUUCCUUGGAAAGUUCCAUAGAGCUUUUACAGAAGGAUGUGGUACAGCUCCAUGCUCCUCGAUACCAGUCUAUGAGAAGGGAUGUGAUUGGCUGUACUCAGGAGAUGGAUUUCAUUCUUUGGCCUCGGAAUGAUAUUGAAAAAAUUGUCUGUCUCCUGUUUUCUAGGUGGAAGGAAUCUGAUGAGCCUUUUAGGCCUGUUCAGGCCAAAUUUGAGUUUCAUCACGGUGACUAUGAAAAACAGUUUCUGCAUGUACUGAGCCGCAAGGAUAAGACUGGAAUUGUUGUCAACAAUCCCAACCAGUCAGUGUUUCUCUUUAUUGACAGACAGCACUUGCAGACUCCAAAAAACAAAGCUACAAUCUUCAAGUUAUGCAGCAUCUGCCUCUACCUGCCACAGGAACAGCUUACCCACUGGGCAGUUGGCACCAUAGAGGAUCACCUCCAUCCUUAUAUGCCAGAAUAGAGUACUGACCAGCAAAAUGGAGAAGAUCAGAGUGCAGCAGCAAUGUUUUUAUUGUUUUCUUACCACUUUAUUCUUUCAGAGUUUAAAGAAAAUGGACUCAUGCACAGAACUCUCUGCAUUUUGAAACUUGUCCAUCCUGGAUUUUUUUUUUUUUUUUUUUAAAUCAUUUGUAUCUCAGAACUUAAAAAAAAAAAUCUGAUGUCUUCUGCACGGACUGUGUGAAAGAAGAUGCUUUGCAUAUUUGCUGCACUGCAUCAGCAUCUUAACUAAAAAUGUGAAAUGAAAGGACUGUUGUACACUGAAAUGCUUAAAUGUAUCUUAAAGCACAAGGUGACACUCGUUUUUGAUGGUCUUUCCAUUUGUGCUGGUUUUUCCUCUGACAUCUGUCAUCAGUAUUUGGAGGGUAAGAAGUAAAUGUAACAGGCAUAAAUAACAUUUUAAAAACUUAAUAGCUUUGCUAUAUCACCGUUGAUCCAGAACACUGUCACAUUCUAAUGACCAGAAGUGGUUGUUAAAAAAGAAUGAAAAUACAACCAUGGGAAAGAAAUCUUAGAUAAAAAGCAUCUCAUUGUAGGCAUACUUGCCUCAUUUUACUGGGCCAUGUUUGUUUCCUGGUACUCAUAUGUAUUUUAUUUCUAGAUCUCUUUCCCCAAGUUGCUGUUAUAAAAGUAUUCUGCUGAGUGGAUACAGUUAACCACAUUAAGGCAGAUCUGGAGUCUGAAGUAGCUUAAAGCAGCUAUAAAACUGAGAAAUACAUUCAUAGCUGCAGAAACCGUAAUAGGUAGAGGACUUUCCUUUUUUGUUUUUUGUUUUGUUUUGUUUUUUGGUUUUAAGGAGAAGAGAUUUUUAUUACAAAGAAAAAUUCCAGUGAAUUGUGCAGAAAUACUGGUUUCUACACCAUCCUAAAGAACAACAACUUAGGGUUUUUUGGAGUAGAAAAAAGUUAUUAAAGGUUGGAAUCUUAAAUUGUGAAAACCACCGUUGAGUGUCAAAGGUCUAAAAGCAGAACUCAUUUGUGCAAUGAACAUAAGGAAAGACUACUGUAUAGUUUUUGUUGUUUUUGUUUUUUUUUUUCUUUUAAAUGAAGAAAAGCUUUGCUUAAGGGUUGCAUACUUUUAUUCGAGUAAAUCUGAAUGAUCCUACUCCUUUGGAGUAAAACUUAGUGCUUACCAGUUUCCAAUUGUAUUUAGCUUCUGGUUGGAAUAUGAAAACCUAAAUAAAAUAGGUGAAAGCUCCCUGACUAUUCAGGUGAAUACACAA